Messenger RNA from Dreissena polymorpha, 1397 nucleotides. RefSeq names its product cytochrome c oxidase assembly factor 7-like. Gene Ontology annotation, molecular function: protein binding. The record is from RefSeq and is a predicted model, not a curated record. Bases 42 to 734 code for a protein of 230 amino acids. The transcript has 3 exons. Lineage: Eukaryota; Metazoa; Mollusca; Bivalvia; Myida; Dreissenidae. Gene Ontology annotation, cellular component: mitochondrial intermembrane space.
UUACCUUUUCUAUUGUUUCUCUUUCGGUUUAAAAACUCAAGAUGACAUCCACCACACAGCAAGUUAGUCCAGAAGUUUUGGAACAUUACUAUCUUAAACUAGAAAAGAAUGACAAAUUUCAUUGUUACCAGAAAAAUAAUAAAGACGCUUGCCAUGAGUUGGGCGAUUUCUAUGUGCGUAUGCGCAAGUUUGAAGAGGCCACUUCUGCCUAUAGCUUCAACUGUUAUGUGAACGAGUUUGGUCCAAGUUGUCGUAGGAUUGCAAUGAAGAUGAUGGACGAAGGUGUUCAGAACAAGAAAGAAUUAUUUAACGUCCUGAAAACAGCCUGCGAGGGCCCAAAUCCUUCUCUUGUUUCCUGUACAGACCUGGGACGCAUGUACGACAUACAAGUUUCGAAAGAAGUACGUGAAAAAAUCAACAUUUCCGAUAACUUACCGCGUGCAAUGCGGUACUACGAACGUGCCUGUGAUGGGGGUUGUGCUGCAGGAUGUACUCUAAUGGCAAAGCAUUUAUUAAAUAAAAAAGAAAUGGAUAGGUCAUUGGAAUUCAGCCAAAAAGCGUGCGAAUAUGGCAAUACCCGCUCAUGUUUUUUCUUGCAUGGAGUCUUCAGUGGAAAGAGCAACCUCAUGAAGAAUGUGCCCGUUGACUCAGAAAAGGCAGAAUAUUAUUACAGAAAAAGCGUGGCAGAUUCAAGAGUACUAAUUGAAGAAGAAAAAAAUAAUAUAAAAGCUUAAUGAAUGUGUGAAUGAGGCUGAACUUCUAAUUUUGUACUCCAUUAGGCAUGUAAAUUAAAUAUUUAAUUUCUUAUAGUUGCAAAUUUCUUAAUGUUUUUUGCACCACAGAUUAUUAAAUUAUAUGUAUUUUGGGAAAAAAACAUCUUAGCAUUUAUCAUAUACUUUUUGUGUGACUUAUAUGGUGUUCCCUGUUGCCAGAUAAGCUUGAAAUGGUUUCUAUAGUGUUGGAACUUUAAAUUUAAAACAUGUGCGUGGAAUUAUAUGCACUAAAAAGAAACUUGUUCACAUUUAAAAUAAAAAUUAACGAUAAUGUUUGGAUAUCCCUAAACUAAUGAUAGAAGCAAGACAAAAGGUUUAAUAAAAGAUAGUGCAGUCCCUAUAAAUCGAAAAUAGGGACCUCCAGUAGCAAAUGCCAAUGCACUACCACUUUGCCAAACAUACAUAUAUUUAGAAGCAGAUUAUAAAUGUAAUGUAAGUACUGCAGAUUUUUUCUUGAGAAAUAGAAUCGUAAAUGCUUUAUUGUUUAACCAAUUUUGAAUGCUAAUUAUAUGACAAUUAUCAUGAAUGAACAAACAUUUAAACUAUUUUAAUAUGUUGACAUUUUCGUACUCAGAAGUGUUAUUUUGCUUGUUUGAACAUUUUGUAUACAUUUUUUUUAAACUA